CUACUGGCGGGCCUUUCUCCUCUUGCUGGGGGGGCCGGCCUGCUCGUCGCCCUUGCGCUUCCUAUCGCCUCUGGCGGCUGCACACACGACGACACACACACAGCACUGUCUGUGUGCCUGAUGCUGCUUCACCCUCAGCUCUACCACUUCAUCGGCUACCACAUCAUCGGGGCCCGGAAACGGCUGCAGGUUCUCGUCACACACACAGACAAUUGGUGUGUUGUCUGCUCGCCAUACAACACCCAAUGCGCACCUUUUGGUCGAAGAACGUCAGAAAUGGGCGGUCAGAGUGCGCUGCGCACCCCACGAAGGUUAUAGCGACCACAGCUGCGAUUAUAGGCACACCACCUUCUUGGCAUCCGGCGAUGCUGUGACCACCCCCUGCCCGUGGGUGAACGUGGACACCAAUCGCCAUACACAAUCGGUGUGGGUGUGUGCAGAGAAGUCGACGUGCUGUCGUGUACCUCCGAUGGCUGUGAAUGCACACUGCGACACACAGAAUGCAGGUAUGGCGACGUUGGCCCUCCCCGUGCGCAGACCGCAAUACAGAACCACUUGCUGUGCGGAUGAUACACACGAGACACGAACAAAGAGGCCAGCAAGGCAUUGGCGUGCACUCCUGCUUUCUCUUGAUGGUUGCCUGCCUGGAUGAUGGCAGCUUCUAUCACUCGCUCGGUGUGCUGCAGGCAGACAGACACACACAUUGCUGCACGGUAAAGUGCUAAGGAUGGCUUGUCGGCUCAGUAUAUAGUGUGUCGGCUGCCCCUCUCCUCACCUCGUUGCUGUUGUACGCAGUGGCCUGUUUGAUCUCCAAAGGGCACUGACAAAACGCAUGAAGAAAGGGCUGCACACACAUCCACGCGAGGUAAAGCGCCGAGGAAUGUUUGCUGGUCGUCCUCUUCCCAACCUUAUUUCUGUAUGCGAUGGCCUGCUUCACCUCCAAUGGAAGCUGGCAGGUCGUAGAACAUUGCUGACAACAACAACGCAAUGCCAU
Vitrella brassicaformis is the source of this 994-nucleotide messenger RNA. Lineage: Eukaryota; Vitrellaceae. The record is from the annotation of a GenBank genome assembly.